Trichoderma breve is the source of this 1779-nucleotide messenger RNA. RefSeq names its product ATP-NAD kinase domain-containing protein. The transcript has 3 exons. Gene Ontology annotation, molecular function: NAD+ kinase activity. Bases 1 to 1779 code for a protein of 592 amino acids. Lineage: Eukaryota; Fungi; Ascomycota; Sordariomycetes; Hypocreales; Hypocreaceae. The record is from RefSeq and is a predicted model, not a curated record. Gene Ontology annotation, biological process: NADP+ biosynthetic process; NAD+ metabolic process.
AUGGGCUGGGACUGCGAGGAAGAUCAGCAAGACGGGCUGGACGGGCGACCAAAGCCUCAAAGGCACAUUACGUUUGAAGAGGGGAGCUUGAAUGGGAGUGACGAGGAUGAUGGAGCUGUCGAGGUCACCUUUGAUUCGGGAAGCCCAUACAGGAGGAAGAGCUCGCUUGUCACGUCCGAGGCUCCCGUCCCUGCGACAAAGCGCAUCCCGCCGGGCCGACGUGCUGAAUGUGUUGUCCAUCAAUUGAUCGAGAACCAGCGGCGGUCUAGAGGGAGCUCGGCUGCGAGCUCACCCAACCGUAACCUCCACCAUGCGCAUCCGAUAUACACGAGCCACCACGAUGGAGCGGAGGACAUUAGCGGAGAGAAGAGGAUGGACAAGGUCGUUGAUCGAAAGAGCCCCGGCCAUGGGCGGAAAUCCCGAGUGGUUGUGGACACGGCCGGCUUCGAGGACGAUGACGAUGCCGGCCUCGGGCAGGUUGACCAGAAGAUCUGGACAAACGAGAUGACCAAGACUGAUUCGGAGACGGAUCUCACGCAGCAGCAAGACGAAAACCUUCAUAGCCGCAUGUUGACCAAGAAGCAACUGAGCGAUAUGGCGUGGGGGGUUCGCGAGCUGAGCAGACGGCUGAGCAGCAUGCGCAUCCGCUUCCGGGUGAAGUGCAUCUUUCUCUUGACAAAGAUUCACGACUCGGACUUGAUUAUCAACACGAGAGCACUGGCACAGUGGCUCCUCAGCAAAGAGAGAGACGUCAAGUAUGUCGUGUAUGUGGAGAAGAUUCUCAAGACCAACAAGAAGUUUGAUGUGGGGAAGCUGGUCGAUGACUUGGUUCACGACUAUGCUAAAGAGGGCGGCGUGGACGAGGACACCGCUCGAGAAGAUAUACAGAAACGCCUAAGAUACUGGGACGAGGGCAUGUGCAGGACACGGCCUCACCAGUUUGACUUUGUCAUCACCCUCGGGGGCGACGGCACGGUUCUGUACGCGAGCUGGCUUUUCCAGAGGAUCGUGCCGCCCGUGUUGAGCUUUGCGCUGGGGAGCCUUGGGUUCCUGACAAAGUUUGACUUUGAGGACUUUAAGCCAAUUCUCAACUCGGCGUUUUCAAAGGGCGUGACGGUGAGCUUGAGGCUUCGCUUUGAGUGCACCGUCAUGAGGAGUGUGAAGAGGAAGACGCCCGACUCGGAGUCUGAGGAGGACGGCAACGAGCUGCAUUAUAAGCGGGAUCUGGUGGAGGAGCUGAUUGGAGAGGAGAAUGAGGAUGAGCGGACUCAUCGGCCGGAGGGGACAUUUGAGAUUCUGAAUGAACUCGUGGUUGAUCGAGGACCAAACCCAACAAUGUCAUAUACGGAAAUCUUUGGAGACGACGAGCACUUUACUUCGGUGCUCGCAGAUGGCAUUUGUGUAUCUACACCGACGGGCUCGACGGCUUACAAUCUCGCUGCCGGUGGCUCCUUGUGCCACCCCGAAAAUCCCGUCAUGCUCGUUACAUCCAUCUGCGCCCACACACUGUCCUUCCGACCCAUAAUCCUGCCCGACACUAUCGUUUUGAGAGUUGGCGUCCCGUACAAUGCCAGGACGGCUUCGUGGGCUAGCUUUGACGGGCGAGAGCGGGUAGAGCUGAGCCCGGGGGACUAUGUGACUGUCAGCGCGAGCAGAUACCCAUUCGCCUCGGUCCAGACAGAGGGACGCAGGAGCGAGGAUUGGAUCAAUAGUAUUAGUGGGAAGCUGGGAUGGAACACGAGACAGAAGCAGAAGGGAUUCAAGGAGUGGGACGCCUGA